UAAUUAGUAGAUAAAGAAAUUACAGUAAUCGUUUUAUAGAGAUCGUCGGGCUGGUUUCAAUAACGUCUCACGUAACUUACAGUUCCUUGUAAUUUGUGUAAUUAGUGUAAUAAAAAAACGAUUAUAUCUUUAUAUUGAGUACCUAUAUCUGCAGCCGGACACAAAACACGAUGAGAUUUGAAUGUGACUCAACGGCUCUCUGAACUUUCACGCGCCUCUGCAGGUAGACAAGUUUGUUGUGUUUAUGGUAUUUGCGUGUUACAAUGACCCCGACGCAUAGAUGUGAGCUUAUGUUGACGUCUCAGCUCUCAGCAGGAAUUGCAUAACAAGAGAUCCUCCGCCUAGAAAAUCCACCGGAAAAGACGAUUUAGCGACAACAUUACAACUGAAAUAAACUGAGAAAUUAAUUCUAGACUGACUUUCCAGAAUGUCUCGGGAGCAGCUGGCUGUUCAGAAGGCCAGGGAGGCUUUCUUGACUGGAAGAUCUAAACCCCUGGAGUACAGAAUUAAACAACUUAAAAACCUAAAGCGAUUCAUUACAGAAAGAGCAACAGACAUCUCUGAGGCCCUGAGAAAAGACCUCUAUAAGAGUGAAAAUGCAACACAGAUGUUUGAGAUUAUUGGCUUGGAGGGAGAAAUCAAUCUGGCUGUCAGCAAUCUGGCUGAGUGGGCAGCUCCUCGUCCUGUGAAUAAAAAUCUUCUCACUAUCUCAGAUGAUGUGUACAUACAGCCAGAGCCUCUUGGUGUUGUUCUCAUCAUUGGGGCAUGGAACUAUCCAAUAGCAGUUACCCUGCAACCCCUUGUGGGUGCCAUUGCUGCAGGUAAUGCUGCAGUGGUGAAACCAUCAGAAGUGAGCUCUCACACAGCCAAAGUUAUGGAGCUCCUGCCUCACUAUCUGGACCCUGAGAUGUAUCAAGUGGUGACAGGAGGGGUUCCAGAGACCCAGGAGCUGCUGAAGCAGCGUUUCGACCACAUCUUCUACACUGGGAACAGCACUGUGGGGAAACUGGUUAUGGAAGCAGCUGCUCAUCAUCUCACACCAGUGACUUUAGAACUGGGUGGGAAAAGCCCUUGCUAUAUUGACAAGAACUGUGACAUCAGAAUUGCCUGCCGUCGCAUUACUUGGGGAAAGUAUAUGAACUGUGGUCAGACCUGCAUUGCACCUGAUUACAUCCUCUGUGAAUCCAGUAUCCAAGACAAAGUAAUUAAUGAGAUCCAAAAAUGCAUCCAGGAGUUUUAUACGAAUGACCCCAAGAGUUUUGCAGACUACGGACGGAUUAUUAAUCAACGGCAUUUUAAGAGGAUAAUGGCACUUAUUGAGGGAAGCUCAGUGGCAAUUGGAGGAGACGGUGAUGAAUCAGAGUGUUAUAUAGCUCCUACUGUUUUGAGGGAUGUGAAAUCAGGAUCCAAAGUGAUGCAGGAAGAAAUCUUUGGGCCAAUUUUGCCCAUCAUCACUGUCAAUGGCUUAAAAGAAGCCAUUCAGUUCAUCAAUGAACGAGAAAAGCCUCUAGCACUCUACGUUUUCUCUUCGAGUAGUAAGGUCAUUAAACAGAUGAUAUCAGAGACGUCUAGUGGAGCGCUCUUAGCCAAUGACUGUCUGGUGCAUUUUACCAUAAGUGAUUUGCCUUUUGGUGGGGUUGGGAAUAGUGGAACUGGUCGUUACCAUGGCAAGUAUGGUUUCGAUCAGCUGAGUCACCUUCGCAGCUGUCUUAUUAAGAAGCUGAACAUGGAGGGAGUGAAUCAGAUGCGCUACCCACCGCAUACAACUGAGAAGUUACGUUGGGCCCGUGUUUUUCUCUUAAAGCAAGUAAAUCUGACUCGGUGGCGUCAGAUGGCGCAGGUUGCUUUGCUUGCUGCACUGGCGGCCUUUGUGGUGAAGAGGUUUUUGCGAUGACAAGCGGAGGACAACCUGAAGAACCCAUCAUUUUAGAGGGCUCUUGAUGUGUAUUUUUUUUUCCUUGCAUAUUACAGAUGUUAAUGUAUAUCCAGCACUCACAAUUUAGACAAAAGAGUGUCUCACAAUAUUGAGAAAUCAGAUGAUAUAGAUUCAUGUCUUCAUUUUUACUUGGACUUCUGUUAACAAGGAAUAAGCAAUAUAAAACACUGAUACAACUAUUGUUAAUGUUUUAUAAUAGCUCUGAUUACAGUAAUUGGUCAUUAGCAAACAUUAUGUAAUGAAGUAAAAACAUAAAUGAGAGUUCUGUGCCACUUCUGAAUUAUUUACAUUUUUAUUAAUGAAAGUUAGAAUAUAUUGUCCUACGUUCUCCUAUAGUAGGGUCUUGUCUAUCAUAUUGAAUAAACGCCAUUGCCUGUGUUACAGACA
Molecule: messenger RNA, 2323 nt
Organism: Megalobrama amblycephala (Wuchang bream)
Lineage: Eukaryota; Metazoa; Chordata; Actinopteri; Cypriniformes; Xenocyprididae
Gene: aldh3a2a
Product: aldehyde dehydrogenase 3 family, member A2a
Exons: 12
Coding region: 428-1894 (488 amino acids)
Biological process (GO): aldehyde metabolic process
Cellular component (GO): cytoplasm
Molecular function (GO): aldehyde dehydrogenase (NAD+) activity
Source: RefSeq, a predicted model, not a curated record